Molecule: messenger RNA, 540 nt
Organism: Cutaneotrichosporon cavernicola
Lineage: Eukaryota; Fungi; Basidiomycota; Tremellomycetes; Trichosporonales; Trichosporonaceae
Exons: 4
Coding region: 1-540 (179 amino acids)
Source: RefSeq, a predicted model, not a curated record
AUGGGCGACCAAAGCCGUACCAAGGCCGAGGUUUAUGAUGCGCUUGCCGAAUCUCUCAGCGGUGUGCGCAAGAGCAUGCUCGAACUCUCGAGCAUAGCAAGCAAGGAUGACGUGCUGCCGGCGCAGGGCGCACCGGCGUGGUUUGUCGCGGCCCAGGCGCAGACGGCGGCGCGCAUGGACGCCAUGCAGGUCGCGAUCAACGAACGUUUCAAUCAGCAGGACCGUGUCUUGCGCCGCAUCCUCAUCCAUCAGCGUUACGACGAAAUCGUGCGCUCUGCCCGAUACUUGAAUGCGCCGACGGGUUACCACCACCUGCUCACCGGCAUUCCAACCAUUGCUGUCGAGCCUGCGGACACAGCCCUCGCGGCCCCGCUCCCGGAGUUCACAGUCCCGGCGGGCUUUCCUAACACUGUUGACGUGUUGUGCAACAUGCGGGCGGCCCAGGUAGACGCUCUUCUCGUCGCCUACUCGCUCCCCACCAUCGGUACCCUCGAAGCCCGCCGCUCUCGCCUGAAGCAAUUCAUUGGGCUAAUUGAAUAG